Messenger RNA from Mandrillus leucophaeus (drill), 1664 nucleotides. Its product is annotated as glypican-5. The transcript has 5 exons. The annotation marks the transcript as partial. Gene Ontology annotation, biological process: regulation of protein localization to membrane; positive regulation of canonical Wnt signaling pathway; cell migration. The record is from RefSeq and is a predicted model, not a curated record. Lineage: Eukaryota; Metazoa; Chordata; Mammalia; Primates; Cercopithecidae. Gene Ontology annotation, cellular component: cell surface; extracellular region; plasma membrane.
GGCGGCAGCGGCAACUGCAACAGUGGCAGCAGUGGUGGCCAGAGCCGGAUGCUCGCGGGCUCCCUGCGGCUCCACUAGUUUUCUUCGCUCCGCCCAGCGCCCACUCGCCUCGGCUGGGGAAGAAGACCAGACGGUGCUCAGCUCGAAAACUCUGGUGUCUCAGCUUAGGGCCUCCUCCGGGAAGAGCUAAGUGCUCCCAGGUGAAGCCGGUGCCUGCGGGCGGUCCGUACACCCCGCAGCCUGCUCGCACCGCUCGAGAGCCUCGGCCGCCGUGUCUUCCACGCCUGCAGCUCAGCCAGGGCGCGCGGGGCGAGUGGGGUCCCCUGCGGGGUAAAGGGGACCAGGACGGCGAGGAUGAUCGCACAGACCUGGCCAGUGGGCUUUCGCUGCCUCCUCCUCCUGGCCUUGGUUGGAUCCGCCCGCAGCGAGGGCGUGCAGACCUGCGAAGAAGUUCGGAAACUUUUCCAGUGGCGGCUGCUGGGAGCUGUCAGGGGGCUGCCGGAUUCGCCACGGGCAGGACCUGAUCUUCACGUUUGCAUAUCCAGAAAGCCUACAUGUUGCACCAGGAAGAUGGAGGAAAGAUAUCAGAUUGCAGCUCACCAGGAUAUGCAGCAGUUCCUUCAAACAUCCAGCUCUGCAUUAAAGUUUCUAAUAUCUCGAAAUGCAGCUGCUUUUCAAGAAACCCUUGAAACUCUCAUCAAACAAGCAGAAAAUUAUACCAGUAUACUUUUUUGCAAUACCUACAGGAACAUGGCCUUGGAGGCUGCUGCUUCAGUUCAGGAGUUCUUCACUGAUGUGGGGCUGUAUUUGUUUGGUGCAGAUGUUAAUCCUGAAGAAUUUGUAAACAGAUUUUUUGACAGUCUUUUCCCUCUGGUCUACAAUCACCUCAUUAACCCUGGUGUGACUGACAGUUCCCUGGAAUACUCAGAAUGCAUCCGGAUGGCUCGCCGGGAUGUGAGUCCAUUUGGUAAUAUUCCUAAAAGAGUAAUGGGACAGAUGGGGAGGUCCCUGCUGCCCAGCCGCACCUUUCUGCAGGCACUCAAUCUGGGUAUUGAAGUCAUCAACACCACAGACUAUCUGCACUUCUCCAAAGAGUGCAGCAGAGCCCUCCUGAAGAUGCAGUACUGCCCACACUGCCAGGGCCUGACGCUCAGUAAGCCUUGUAUGGGAUACUGCCUCAAUGUCAUGCGAGGCUGCCUGGCACACAUGGCGGAGCUUAAUCCACACUGGCAUGCAUAUAUCCGGUCACUGGAAGAACUGUCAGAUGCAAUGCAUGGAACAUACGACGUUGAACAUGUGCUCCUGAACUUUCACUUGCUUGUUAACGAUGCUGUGAUACAGGCUCACCUCAAUGGACAAAAAUUAUUGGAACAAGUAAAUAAGAUUUGUGGCCGCCCCAUAAGAACACCCACACAAAGCCCCCGUUGUUCUUUUGAUCAGAGCAAAGAGAAGCAUGGAAUGAAGACCACUACAAGGAACAGUGAAGAGACGCUUGCCAACAGAAGAAAAGAAUUUAUCAACAGCCUUCGACUGUACAGGUCAUUCUAUGGAGGUCUAGCUGAUCAGCUUUGUGCUAAUGAAUUAGCUGCUGCAGAUGGACUUCCCUGCUGGAAUGGAGAAGAUAUAGUAAAAAGGUAUUUUAUGUGGUCUAUGAAAACCUACUG